This is a messenger RNA of Plasmopara halstedii, 1920 nucleotides long. Its product is annotated as mechanosensitive ion channel protein. NCBI's taxonomy places the organism in Eukaryota, Oomycota, Peronosporomycetes, Peronosporales, Peronosporaceae. The coding region runs from base 1 to 1920 and encodes 639 amino acids. The record is from RefSeq and is a predicted model, not a curated record. The transcript has a single exon.
AUGGGGUGUGUUUGCGGUACUCAAAACACUCGCUUCCUGGAGAUUACGCGAAUUUGUGAUGUGAGCUUGUUUCUUAAGCUUAUGGGGGUAGACACUUUCGCGCAAUCGAUGACAAUGCACAAAGCCGCUGAAGCUCCAAAUCAUCGUGCUACUAUUCCAGCGCAAGCGGGUCAAAUUGCGAUUAUUUAUAAUGGAUUAUCGAGUCUCUUUGACGUUAAUGAGAAAAACAUUCUAAACAUACGUGCAUACAUGCCUCUUGGACACACCCAAGCAGUGGUUCCCCUUUCGCCUAGUCACGCUUACACCCAUGAUCCUCACAUUUCAAAAGGUGGCACGUUGUUAACUCCAGAAAUCUUUCUUUUUUGGAAAUCGGAUAAAGAGAUUAUUUGUCGAUACGUGACGGAAGGUGCGGGUGACGAAGUUGUUUUGGAAUCAACUCUAUGUGCUCGAGUUGAAUUGCAGAGCCAGUCACGAUAUCUGUUAUUGCCCUCGAACGGGACGGAUAGCGGAAAACCUUCGUCACUAAGCGCACUUACAAAUGGUGAUUUAGUCGGUUUGCUUACCACUAUUCCAUUCUUCGCCGACUUACCUACCGAUAAACUUGCCAUACUUACUGAAGUUUCAACAAUACGCAUCUAUCCUAGUGGUUGUAUUAUAUUUCGUGAAGACGAAGGAAUUAGUACACAAAUGUUCGUCACACUUGCUGGUUCUGUUGAAGUGACAAGUUCACGGGCUACUGGGCCAUUAGCGACACUUGUGGCAGGAUCUUUUUUUGGUGAAAUGUCGUUGCUGAUCAAUAUCCCACGUGCAGCGACUGUGAAGGCACUAGAGAGUUGUAUGCUCAUGAGCAUUGAGAAGAAAGCCUUUCAUAGUGUAUUGGACCAGUGCCCUGAUGCACGACUGAGCAUCAACAAACUUUUAAAGGAAAGGUUACUGUUAAAAGCGAUUUUAAGUGGUGUCUUACCGUUCUUCAGUGCGAUACCCAAUGAAAGGAUGAUUCGCUUUAGUCAAGAAUUUGAAAUUGAAGAUCAUGUGCGCAAAAAUGAUAUUGUGCUGAGUCAACAAGGUGAGAAUGGCUCUCAGGAUUCGAAAUUUGUCUUUGUAGUUUAUGGUGCGGUCGAAAUAUCAUCUAAAGAUCGAAAACCAGGCAUGUUUGGACACGAUCGCUCAAUUUUUCUCACACCAGGGUGCUACUUAGGACCUUUUACGUUUGAGCGGAUGAAUUUGCGCAACGGAAAAGCUUAUGCACGCUCAGCGUCUGUGCUAUUAACUUGCUCCUUUCCCACGAUCGUAAAGCUACUUGAAGAGUACCCAUCCGCACGUGCCGCGGCAAAUAUUGCUUGGUUUGGCGAGCGGUGUGAUGUUGCGAGCGUAUUACGUCAUGGCGCCUUAGCGCUUCGAUUUCGAACAUUUCUUGAAUCCGAACACAGUGAAGAAAAUUACCUCUUUUUUUUGGAUAUUGAAAAGUUUCGUCAGAUCGAAGACAAGAGCGAGCGACGUGAGGUGUCCAUUUACAUUUUCGAGCGGUAUAUUCAGCCCGGUGCACCAAAAGAAGUGAAUUUACCCGCAGUUAUUCGCGACGACAUCAUGGAUCAAAUGGGCAAGUUAAGUGCACUCGACACAGUGGAACCUACUUUUUAUAACGAAGCUUGCGAUGAAAUUAUGCGACUUAUGGGCAAGGACAGCUUUCUGCGUUUUAAAAAGAGUUUUCAUUUUCAAAAUAUCGUUGAGGCGCUGGACCCUCAUACGAAUCGUCAAGGGUCUCGAUUGGUAGCUGCUUGUCACCAAUUUCGAGACUCUUUGCAAGUUCUGCGGCCUGGUCACGUUGACAUGAAGAACACGCAGCUAGAGCGCAUGUUGAGCACGAUUCAAAAGUCUCAAGCUCUUAAAAACAAUGUUUCGGAUUCAGCAAGUCCUUAA